Molecule: messenger RNA, 1386 nt
Organism: Chrysoperla carnea
Lineage: Eukaryota; Metazoa; Arthropoda; Insecta; Neuroptera; Chrysopidae
Exons: 3
Coding region: 55-1302 (415 amino acids)
Biological process (GO): apoptotic DNA fragmentation
Cellular component (GO): nucleus; mitochondrial inner membrane
Molecular function (GO): nucleic acid binding; RNA endonuclease activity; single-stranded DNA endonuclease activity
Source: RefSeq, a predicted model, not a curated record
GUUUGUUAAAUAAUGUUGUUUAAUAAUUAAUAUUAUUUUCACAUUAAAAUCGAAAUGUUUUAUUUAAAUUUAUUGUGUUUAUUAAUAAUUUCUUUUGGAAUUAUUAAUUCUUCACCAGUUCCUAGAGAUGAUCAAUGUCGUGUCUCAAUUAACAAUAAAGAAGAAUUCACUGAGCCACAAGUAUUAAUUCUCCAAACAAAUCUUAAUCAAAAACAUCCCUUCAAGUAUCCAACAACCAAACAGGGUGAUAUUUAUUUUAAAAAAGGUGAAAAAGUUUUACUAUCAUGUCCGGGACCGGAUAAAAUAAAAAAAUUCACUGUACCUGGAUGGCAAAAUCGUACCGAACAAAUUGUCUCAUGCAUUGGAAACAAUCAAUUUGAAGCCGAAAGCAAAAAAUAUGAUUUUAGUACAUUCGCAUGCGCUAAAUAUCCAUACCAUAAUGCAAAAAUCACUGGUAAAAAAUGUGCUGGCGAUAAAACCGAUGUAAUUAUUGGAUUUCGAGUGCAAAAUAAACAAAUUCCACAUAUUUCCGUUUGUCACGAUGAUUUAAAUAUGGCAACAUUAUAUACAUUUUUUAAUCUUACACCAGCGAUUAAAGGAUAUCAACGAAGUUUUCCACGGCCAUCAUUCACCGAAGCUCAAUUCUAUAAUAGAACUACCAUAAAAUUGGACACACUAUAUGCGAAAAAAACUCAACAAGAAACCGUUGGACGAUUAUUAGGUGAUCCAGAAUUAGGCAAAUUUUAUAUUAAAACCUCUGGUGAUUUUUAUUUAGCACGAGGACAUUUAACGGCUAAAGCUGAUUUUAUAUUUGGGGCUCAACAGCGCUCAACAUUUUAUUACAUUAAUACAGCACCACAAUGGCAAAUAUUUAACGCUGGAAACUGGAAUGAUUUAGAAUAUAGUACGAGAAAAUUUUCUGGUGAUCGAAAUGUGGAAUUAGAAGUAUAUUCUGGAACAUAUGAUACAUGUCAAUUACCUGAUAAAAACGGUAAAUCAACGUCAAUAUACUUAUUACUAGAUGAUAAUAAUCGACCAGCUAUUCCCGUUCCAAAAUAUUUCUGGAAAGUUUUAUACAAUCCAAUAACGAAAGAAGGUACCGCAUUUAUUGGUGUAAAUAAUCCGUAUUUCUUUGAUAAUACAACGGAUGUAUUUUGUACGGAUGUAUGUGAUCAAAUUUCAUGGGUUAGUUGGAAUCGAAAAAAUGUAACAUUAGGAUAUGGUUUUUGUUGUGAUGUUAAUGAAUUCCGUAAAACUGUUAAAUAUUUACCAGAAUUUAAUGUUAAUAAAUUAUUAGUGUGAGAAAAAUUGUUGCUAAAGGCGGAUUUCUUCAUAAUAAUGUUAAACCACGAUUAAAUGAGAACGAUACAUACAGAAUGUCUUUAA